This is a messenger RNA of Amblyraja radiata (thorny skate), 5598 nucleotides long. It is a transcript of the gene pds5b, whose product is annotated as PDS5 cohesin associated factor B. Gene Ontology annotation, cellular component: chromatin; nucleus. The record is from RefSeq and is a predicted model, not a curated record. Bases 203 to 4576 code for a protein of 1457 amino acids. Gene Ontology annotation, biological process: mitotic sister chromatid cohesion; DNA repair. The transcript is spliced from 35 exons. NCBI's taxonomy places the organism in Eukaryota, Metazoa, Chordata, Chondrichthyes, Rajiformes, Rajidae.
CGAUCGGACAGACUGUCUGUCUCUCAGCCCAUGGACACCGUGCCCAGGAUCGCUUACUAAAAGCUCUCUGGAUUCCGCUGGAAGCCAUGGGGCGAGAUGAUUAUGAUUGCAGUGUGUGUGUACGCGAGAGAGAUUGAACAUUUCUGUGUGGUUGAUUGGUCUAUUUUACCCCCUAAAGGGUGAGGAGAGGUGAAUUUUUACCAUGGCUCACACGAAGUCCAAGGCCAAUGAUGGAAAAAUUAUAUACCCACCUGGGGUUAAGGAAAUCUCUGACAAAAUAUCGAAGGAGGAAAUGGUUCGAAGACUAAAGAUGGUUGUUAAAACCUUCAUGGACAUGGACCAAGAUUCGGAGGAUGAAAAGGAGUUGUACCUCAAUUUAGCACUACAUCUUGCUUCUGAUUUUUUUCUUAAACAUCCUGAUAAGGAUGUGCGGCUGCUGGUUGCCUGCUGCUUGGCUGAUAUCUUCAGAAUCUAUGCCCCUGAAGCACCUUACACAUCUCCAGAUAAACUUAAGGAUAUUUUUAUGUUCAUAACUAGACAACUAAAGGGAUUGGAAGAUACAAAAAGUGCACAAUUUAACAGAUACUUCUAUUUACUUGAGAACAUUGCUUGGGUAAAGUCAUAUAACAUCUGCUUUGAACUGGAGGAUUGCAAUGAUAUCUUCACUCAGUUGUACAGAACGCUUUUUCAAGUGAUAAAUAAUGGACAUAACCAAAAGGUCCACAUGCACAUGGUGGAUUUGAUGAGUUCCAUUGUGUGUGAAGGAGACGCUGUUUCUCAGGAACUUUUGGAUACUGUUCUUGUCAACCUCGUACCAGCUCACAAGAAUCUAAACAAGCAAGCAUAUGAUUUGGCAAAAGCUCUAUUGAAAAGGACUGCUCAAGCAGUUGAACCAUAUAUUACUAAUUUUUUUAACCAGGUUUUGAUGCUAGGCAAGACAUCCAUCAGUGACCUGUCUGAGCAUGUCUUUGACUUGAUCCUUGAACUCUACAAUAUUGAUAGUCAUCUGCUGCUUUCAGUUUUACCACAACUGGAGUUUAAACUUAAGAGCAAUGAUAAUGAAGAACGUUUAGCAGUUGUUAAGCUGCUGGCAAAAAUGUUUGGAACAAAAGAUUCCGAACUAGCAUCCCAAAACAAACCGUUGUGGCAGUGUUACUUGGGAAGAUUCAAUGACAUCCAUGUUCCUAUCCGGCUUGAAUGUGUGAAGUUUGCAAGCCACUGUCUUAUGAACCAUCCGGAUUUAGCGAAAGACCUUACUGAGUUUCUCAAAGUCAGAUCGCAUGAUCCUGAAGAAGCGAUAAGGCACGAUGUAAUUGUAUCCAUUGUAACUGCUGCUAAAAAGGAUCUUUCACUUGUGAAUGACCACAUGCUAAAUUUUGUAAGAGAGAGGACGUUAGACAAGCGGUGGAGAGUAAGAAGAGAAGCUAUGAUGGGCCUGGCACAGAUCUAUAAAAAGUAUUGUUUACAAGCUGAGGCAGGAAAAGAGGCUUCCAAACAAAUUUCAUGGAUUAAGGACAAACUUCUGCAUAUAUACUAUCAAAACAGCAUUGAUGACAAGUUACUUGUUGAACGGAUAUUUGCACAGUAUAUGGUGCCUCACAAUUUGGAGACUUCAGAAAGAAUGAAGUGUUUAUACUAUCUUUAUGCAACCCUGGACACCAAUGCUGUGAAGGCAUUAAACGAAAUGUGGAAGUGUCAAAAUAUGCUGAGACAUCAUGUACGCGACUUGCUUGAUUUGCACAAACAACAGAAAUCUGAUCCCACUGAUAAAGCCAUAUUCUCAAAAGUAAUGAUCAUUGCCAAAAACUUACCUGAUCCAGGAAAAGCCCAGGACUUCAUGAAGAAAUUUGAUCAAUUUUUAGAAGAAGAUGAACGAAUCAGGUCUCAACUGGAUGUGCUUGUUAGUCCAAACUGUUCCUGCAAGCUGGCAGAAGGAUGUGUGCGUGAAAUAACCCGAAAAUUAAGUAACCCCAAACAACCGACAAACCCAUUUUUGGAAAUGGUGAAGUUUCUCCUGGAGAGGAUAGCACCUGUGCAUAUAGACACCGAAUCCAUUAGCGCAUUAAUCAGACAAAUUAAUAAAUCUAUUGACGGUACAGCAGAUGAUGAAGAGGAGGGCGUGCAAACUGAUGAAGCAAUUCGAGCAGGCCUUGAAUUGCUUAAGGUGUUAUCAUUUACUCAUUCAAUCUCUUUUCACUCUGCGGAAACGUUUGAAUCCCUCCUCCAGUGUUUGAAAAUGGAUGACGAGAAGGUGGCAGAAGCAGGUUUACAGAUCUUCCGAAAUACUGGGCAGAAAAUUGAAGAUGACUUUCCUCACAUCAGAUCUGCUUUGCUACCAGUGUUGCAGCAAAAGGCCAAGAAAGGCACCGCUCGACAGGCCAAGCAUGCUAUUCAUUGCAUUCAUGCAAUAUUCUCCAGCAAAGAGACACAAUUUGCACAAAUAUUUGAGCCUUUACACAAGAAUUUGGAUCCGAGCAACCCAGAGCAGCUCAUUACGCCUUUGAUUUCAAUUGGGCAUAUAGCUACGCUGGCUCCAGAACAGUUUUCUGCACCUUUGAAGUCCCUGGUGGCUGGUUUUGUUGUGAAAGAUUUGUUAAUGAGUGACCGGUUUCCAGGAAAGAAAACAACAAAGCUUUGGGUGCCCGAUGACGAAGUAGGUCCAGAGACACUGACGAAAAUACAGGCCAUGAAGAUGAUGGUACGGUGGUUGAUGGGAAUGAGGACCAACGCAAAUAAAUCAGGAACCUCUACCUUGAGAUUGCUAACUGCAAUAUUACAUAGUGAUGGUGACCUGACAGAGCAGGGGAAAAUUAGCAAACCUGAUAUGUCACGUCUGCGGCUGGCAGCUGGUUGUGCUGUUUUGAAGCUAGCACAGGAGCCAUGUUACUAUGAAAUUAUCACCCUGGAACAGUUUCAGUUAUGUGCACUGGUAAUGAAUGAUGAAUGUUAUCAAGUGAGGCAGAUAUUUGCACAGAAGCUCAACAAAGGACUUGCCAAACUACGACUACCACUCGAGUAUAUGGCAAUUUUUUCACUGUGUGCAAAGGACCCAGCAAAAGAAAGAAGAGCACAUGCCAGGCAAUGCCUGGUGAAAAAUAUCAAUAUUAGGAGGGAAUAUCUCAAACAGCACGCAGCAGUGAGUGAAAAAUUGUUAUCAUUGCUGCCCGAGUACGUUGUUCCAUACAUAAUUCACCUUCUUGCACAUGAUCCAGAUUAUGUAAAGGUGCAGGAUAUUGAACAGCUGAAGGACAUUAAAGAGUGCUUAUGGUUUAUGCUUGAAAUCCUGAUGUCCAAAAAUGAAAACAGCAGUCAUGCUUUUAUUAGGAAAAUGGUGGAAAAUAUAAAACAGACGAGAGAUGUUCAGGGGCCAGAGGAUCCAAAGAUGAAUGAGAAAUUAUACACGGUUUGUGAUGUUGCAAUGAACAUCAUCAUCACUAAGAGUACUACUUACAGCUUGGAAUCUCCCAAGGACCCUGUUCUGCCUGCUAAAUAUUUCACUCAUCCUGAUAAGAACUUCAACAACAGUAAAAGUUACCUGCCUUCAGAAAUGAAAGUGUUUUUCACACCUGGAAAGCCGAAGGCAACAAAUGUUCUUGGUGCAGUUAAUAAGCCUCUGUCAUCAGCUGGAAAACAGGCACAGACCAAGACAUCACGGAUGGAAACUAUGAGUAAUUCCAGCAGCAAUUCUAAUCCUAGUUCUCCCGGAAGAAGUAAAGUAAGGCUGGAUAACACUGAAAUCGAUCACGGUGAAAAUGAAGACAUGAAAGUAAUGAAGAGUCCACCUCUUCAAGCAAAGAAAAUGGAAAAGAGGGAAGACUCAGACCAUCUGAGGUCAGAAAUCGAUAAACCCAGAGGACGAAAGAAAGGAUCAUCUGCCAUUUCAUUAGAUCAAGAGGAUCGAUCAAGUGUAGAACUUCUGGAUCAGGUGAAACCCGUGAAAACAAGUCAACGUGGCCGGAAAAGAGCCGCACACACCUCUGAAUCAGAUGAACAGCAGUGGCCAGAGGAGAAGCGACCAAAGGAAGACCUCUUGGAGAACGAGGAUGAACAGAAUAGUCCACCAAAGAAAACAAGGAGAGGGCGCCCACCCAAAGCUACUAAUGAGGAACUUUCAAAGGGUGAGACCCAAGGAAAAGGAGGCAAAAGGGGAAAAAAGAGGCCAGUAUCAGCAGAUGAAGAAGAUGGUGAUGGAGACAAUGAAAACAAGGAACAAAAGCAAAAAAAAACCAGGCAGCCGAGAGCAACCAAAAAAUCUCAGCAAAGAAUUGAAACGCCAGAGUCGGACGUGAAUGAUACAUUAUCUCCGGAAUCAACACCACAGAAGAGACGUGGAAGGCCACCGAAAACACCACCUACACCUCAAACGCAACCAAAGAAAAAUUUUCGAGGAGGAAGAUCAAGGCAAGCUGCCAGUAGAGAGAAUAAUUCUUCAGAUAUGAAUUUGCGUCAUGAUAGUUCAUUGGAGAACAUGGAUAUUUCCCCGGAAGUCUCAAUGGAUGGAGUGAAUGCAGAAGAGGAUAAUCAAUUAAGUACACUGAGGGUGCGACGCAAGCCCAACAAAAGGGGAAGAAGAUGAAGAGUAAUUAUUUCCUGUUUGCAUUGGAGCUUAAGAAUUUGCUGUAAAGUUCAAGGCAGGACACUGUUUAACUGAUAAUUGGUUGUUAAAGAAGGCACCUUGUAUCUAUUUCCCUUGCAUUUGCAGUCCUAAGGUCACAAGCUUUUGGCAAACACAUCAAUUCAUUAAUUGUGGUUGUCCUGCAUUGUGAUGUGUGCUGACUACAAUGUACUGACUUUACAGAAAGAUUGAAAUAAAUGAUAUUGUAAAUAUUUUUUUUAAUGUUUUGAUUGAAAAUGUGCUUGUAUAGCUUUUAAAUUACAGCUUUAAAUCACCAACACAACUGUGUAUUAAAUGUGUGGGUGAAGAAAGUUGGUUACAAUGAACGCUGACAACUGAAGCAAUACUUCUUAAUAAUUGUACCUUCCAUGGCAUCUUAUUUUGAGAAGGGACUGGUUCUUGGAAAGAACAAAUAUAUUGCAAUUUCCUGCAACACAUACUUCUGUGGUUAGAUUUGUUGGAAAGUCACUUUUUCUAACUCCCUUGUGUAUGAUUAUAUCUACUUGUUUCCGUGGUCAUCUCCGCUGCUUCUGCUUUCCACCACUGAAGAUGUUGGACAGAAAGUCCUCAGUUGUAUAAAAUGUGAAGUCAACCGAAAAUGCUUGUGGCAUUUUACUUGUCAGUAUUGAUGCCAGAACUGUGUAGAAAUUUAGAUAAAAUUGGAAAAAUAAAAGGGUUUUAGUUACAAUAUUUUAAUACUGAUGGUGUAUUAGUCAUUGAAAUUGUACACCUUUAGUUACCUUCCUUGUCAAAUUUGUAUCCAUCUACUGUACCAAUAAAAUCCUGUAACUUGAGUUUGCCUUGUUAUAGUGGGGAAAAAAAACCCACGGGUAUUUUGAAGGAUAAUCCACCCUAAGUUAUGGUUCCCAAGAGUUAGAUCAUGUUAAAAGUUGUUCAUUGUGGUAUGUGAUUAAUGAGACAAGGAGCCUUUCUGCAUUGUAACAGCUGCUCUGCUCUGCUUGAAAUGCACUUGAUAUAUCGUU